CGUUCCGCUAUCGGAUCGGCAUUCAACAAAGGUUAGCUUCAAAAGAUUUUCGUCAGGUGAAAAUACCGCUGGGUCCAAUAAUACAACCUGUGUUUAUAUUCCGGUAUUUACAAGUUUAAGGCUAAUUUCGGGAUUAAAUAUCGCGGUUUAUUACAAAGUUUUGACAAGACAUUUAAUUAAGCCAUGUUGGGGCUGCCACCGAUACCUACAUCUUGAGAGGUUGAACUGAAUAACCGGACAACUAUUCGGUUCAGUUAGGACGCACCCCCGGGGUUGACUAAUCAUGUAACGAAUACACACAGGUGUUUUAUACUUAUCUAGCCAUCCAUGUACAUGUUUGUUCAUUCAUAAACUUACGUUCCUUUGUGACUCAGACAAACUCUGGUAUUUGUUUAUCGUUCAAUACAGAUUAUAUUGAACAUAAAAGUGGUCGAUAUUUAACUGCAGUUUCACAAGUGUCGGGUAUUAAUCAGUUAAACAACCCACAUAAGGCAUUUAAAAGGAUUUAUAAGGAGAAAGAGAGACGUUUAGAAAUGUGAAAGUGACUCUGGAUUUGUAAUAGUAAUAAGAAUUUUAGUGAGCUACAGGAAUGUGGAUUUACUGAAGAGGAACAUUGUAGUUGUUAGGUAAACGACUGGAUAUAAUACGAAAUGUCGGAUAUUGAUUCUGCUGAAAAUGGCAGUAUAUGUUCUGCCACAGGUUCUAACGCGUCUGGCGAUGUCCAGAUCACCGAAGAUACUAACUUUAAAAUAGAACCAGACACGGCGUUUGACGAUGCGAUAAAUAAAUUGGAUGAGUUAAAUCUGGAACCAGACUCAGAUAUACCAGAAAUGACUUCCGGAGAAGCAGACGACACUGGAUCACAUGGAGAGGAUUCAGACGGAAGUAAAGACAAUAAAGCCAAAGCGAAAGGUGUCACCAUUCAGUCUAGUAAAGAAGAUGGGAAAAAACCGUUAACAAAAAGUAGUAAAAAGGCCUCAUUAUUUGAUCGAUUAAAACAAUUAACGAAAUUUGAAAAGAAACAAAAAGGAACGCUUGACAGUAAUUUAUCAAAAUUUCGCGGAAUAAAAGUGGACAGGCUGCCAGUUUAUUUCGUAGCAAAGUAUAUAGGGCAUAUGGAAACAAAGGGGGUGUACGGUCUAGAGCACGUGCGGGGACCAGUUGACGAAUUCAUUGCCAAAGUUAAAGAUGACCUCGUGUCGAUGGACAGAGUUGAGUUACCUCUGUGUUACGUGGUGUUCUCGCCGAAGGGAAUUGACGUCAGAGAACACCCGUCAAAUAAAGUUAAAGAAGGGGUGAGCUUCGGUCUUCAUCCUAUUGACUUUAUUUCUUACGGUGUCCAAGAUAUGAAAUAUUGGCGGGUGUUCAGUUUUAUUGUCGUCAAUGAACUUGGGUACAAAAAGAAGAAGACCGAAUGUCACGCCUUUAUUGCAGACUCUACACAAAAUGCUCGGAAAAUGGCACUAGCUCUUGGUGCUUGUUUUUCGGUAUAUAAGAAAAAAUUGCGAGCUGAAGGGAAGGCCCAUAACUUCCAGGUAGAGUUACGUCCCCCUGACGAACUAGCAGGUGAUCUGCAGAACGACGUUGAUGCAUAGCCGCCAGUAUCAUGUAUUCUUUUGUUGGAUGUUUAGAUGUUGAAUGUUUUCUAGUGGUACGCCUUCAUUCUACGUUUUAUAUUUCAAGAUAUAGAUAAGAAAAUAUUACAUUUAAGAGUCUCGGAUUACCUCGUGUUAUUUUAACCCGUGUCGUGCUGAAUUUUUAUAAUGAACUUGAAGUUUCAGUUUGGACAGUACCAUUACGUGUUAAAAGGGGUGCUUACCAAGAAGAUGUUGACUGAAUGGCGAACAGUGCAGAUCAUGAUCAGACUGCACGGAUGUGCAGGCUGAUCUUGGUCUACACUGGUCGCAAAGGCAGAAUCAAUCGCGUCCAGCAUGAUAAUGUUUAAGAAACUUAAUAUUCAUAUUUAGGUAUCAGCAUUUUUAAGAAUACGCAUUAUUUCGCAUGGUUCCCCUGUUUAUUCAAGUUAUAGUUCACUCUGAACUUAAUCUAUAUUUAUGUGCUUGUAAAUGAUAUAGCAUGAACUAAAGAAUGUUGAAAAUGGUCACGCUUUUGUUUCGAUACCGACGACACGCGUUUUGGCGUUAAUUUUGACGUAAUGUCAUUUUUCAAGUAUUAGACGGACCCUUGCUGUAGCAGACACAUGUUUCCAUUUGUUUAAUUAAGUCAGGUUAUGUGACAGUUGUAUUUGGAAUGGAAGACUCGUAAAAAGUGACAUCUACCAAAGUGAGAUAGCUUUACAUUUUGCUUAUGUAAACAAUUCCAUAUAUGGUUAGGGCUUGUUAAUUUGUUUACGCGUUUGAUGUUUAGUACCCAAAGAAAUUAGAUAAAGUCAUUUUUGAUAAAUUGUGUGUGUAUAUUGAUAUCCAGGUGUCUGGAGUGCCAACCGCAUAUAGUCUUAAAAUGUAUGAUAUAGUCACAUACACAGAUUUAAGUUUCAAUAGCAGUAUUAUAUGUAAACCUCAUAUUUGAUCUGGUCUAUGUUCAUAUUAUUUUAUUCUGUAAUUGGAAAAAAAGAAGAAAUUUAAGCUUUAAUUAUGUUAAACCAUUCCUUUGUACGGUUGUAUAUAGACAUAUAAUACUGCAGAUUAUAUUACAAUAUAUAGAAAACAAAAUUAUGGUAACUCUUUUAGUCAGAUUCUGACGCACUGUUUAUGUCAAUCGUCAAGUUAUACAAAUAAAGCAUUAAGACUAAAUCGAGUGGUCCGAGCGAAACUAGCCUAACUGCAAGUACACAAAGAAGGACUUAGUGCUGUUUCGCUCUCAGUCCUCGAAAUGGGAAAGGUAAUUUUGUAAGGUUAGAACUUUGAAUAUUUAUUAAACAUAUUUAAAAAAAAUAAACAAUUACCAUAGAAAUUAACCAAAACUUCGCCUUGCAUGUUAAGCUUGCCGUAUUCUCAGGUUAAUACAUGAAAUAUAUUUUAUUUACGAAAUACAGCCUACGAAGUCAUGUUCAACGUGAUACUUUUACCUUUUGUUUGGAUAUUUUAAUCGGGUAUAGUUUUUUUCCACGGUUUAGUCAUCGUUUUAAAUCAAGGAUUGUCGUGACUAAAAUAUUUCAUAUUAGAUUUUUGUGUUCAUCAGCUUGUAUAAAAUGUAUUAAAGACAUUAAAUUUUGUUUAAAUGG
This is a messenger RNA of Mercenaria mercenaria, 3184 nucleotides long. RefSeq lists its product as uncharacterized. The coding region runs from base 651 to 1595 and encodes 314 amino acids. The record is from RefSeq and is a predicted model, not a curated record. NCBI's taxonomy places the organism in Eukaryota, Metazoa, Mollusca, Bivalvia, Venerida, Veneridae. The transcript is spliced from 2 exons.